AUGACAAUUGAAAUUGUUCGAGAUAAAUCUGUCGAACUUGAGAUCGAACAUGUCCAUACGGUCCCGACAAAGACAACCCCAGAUGAUAUCAUCAAUGGAUUCAGCGCCUCGGAACAACGGCGGAUCGUUCGCCGUAUCGAUCGUCGACUCGUCGUUACCUUGGGAGUCCUUUACUGUGUGUCCUUGAUGGACCGUUCCAAUCUCGGAGGUGCAGCGAUUGCCGGCAUGACCGUCGACAUGAACCUGAUUGGGUCUCGGUAUUCAAUUAUCGUAUUGGUCUUCUUCAUCACCUACGUCCUGGCCCAGCCUCCAGCAGUUGUGGCGAUGCGUAAGGUGGGCCCAAGGAUGUUCCUACCGACCAUUUGCCUCUUAUGGGGCCUGGCCAUGAUCUGCUUCGGCUUCGUCACCAACUGGGAGUCCUUGGUCGGUCUGCGUUUGCUUUUGGGUCUUUUGGAGGCUGGUUAUUUUCCAGGCUGUGCCUACCUGCUGAGCUGCUGGUAUCCCCGAUAUGAUCUCCAGAAGCGCAACGCGUUUUUCUUCGUCAUUGGAAAUGUUGCGUCUGCAUUUGCGGGGCUUCUGGGCUAUGCCUUCUCUCUGCUGGGAGGCGAGGGCAACGGUCCACGAGCAUGGGGGGCGCAUGCAACGACAAAUGCCGGAGCCUCCAGCUACGCCCCAGGCAUUGCGGGCUGGCGAUGGAUUUUCAUCCUCCAAGGCGCACUGACCUGUGCAGUUGCUCUUCCAGCGUACAUUUUCAUCGUCAAUUUCCCCGAGCUAGCCGCGGAAAAGUCCUGGCUACCUUUUCUGAAUCAGCGCGAGGUUGACUUUGUAGUUGCGCGCCUGGAGAAGGAUCGAAACGACGUGCACGCAGACAAGUUCCGGCUGCGCGAGUACAUCCAAUCCGGCGCUGACCUGAAGGUCUGGGGAUUCGCCGCACUCUUCGGACUGAUCACGACCAUCACCUACGCGAUUGCGUAUUUCCUGCCCAUUAUCCUCCGAGACGGAAUGAGGUUUGGGCUGGCCGCAUCUCUGUGCCUCACUGCGCCACCAUAUGCGCUCAACGGGGUCGUGCUGAUCGCAACCGCCUGGCUGAGUGACAAGUACCGGAUGCGGUCGCCCAUCCUCAUUGUGAACGGCUGCGGUCUGUUGAUAGGUCUCCCCCUCCUCGGCUACGUGGAAAAUGUGGCCACGCGCUACGUCGGCGCCUUCAUCGUCGUCGUGUGCGGGAACUCAAGCCUUCCAGUGAUCCUCACCUGGCAAGCCAACAACAUCCGUGGCCAAUGGAAGCGUGCUUUUUGCUCGGCCACCCUUGUCGGCAGUGGUGGUAUCGGUGGGAUCAUUGGCAGUCUUGUUUUUCGGUCCCAGGACGCACCCAACUAUCAUCCGGGCAUCCUAACCUGCCUCGUUGCGUCAUCCCUGAUUGUCGUGAUUACCCUGCUGCUGGAUGUCAAGUUUUACAGGGCGAACAAGAGGGCUGCUGGCGGGGCCAAGCUGAUUGAGGGUCUGGAGGGGUUUCUCUACACCUAUUAG
Molecule: messenger RNA, 1527 nt
Organism: Aspergillus calidoustus
Lineage: Eukaryota; Fungi; Ascomycota; Eurotiomycetes; Eurotiales; Aspergillaceae
Source: the annotation of a GenBank genome assembly